This is a messenger RNA of Aspergillus calidoustus, 1536 nucleotides long. The record is from the annotation of a GenBank genome assembly. Lineage: Eukaryota; Fungi; Ascomycota; Eurotiomycetes; Eurotiales; Aspergillaceae.
AUGCGGCCAGCUUCCCCAGACGGGACCCUGACUGUGCCGGAUCCCCACCCCGUUUGUUCCCCAACAGGCAAGCUUCCCACCCCAGCGGAUCUGGCCUCGCAUGAUCCGUCUACCCAUGCAGGCUCAGUGCAGCACCGGAGCGUCAGUCCCUCGUGUUCUAGCUAUCUGCACUUCUCCGCCCAGCAAGAGGAAGACCUCAUCCGAGGCUUCUUUGAUAUCGCACAGGAUGCGAAUCCGAUCUUCUGCAGAGACCGCUUUCUCCACCGCUAUCAUAACUCGCUAUGUAAUCAAGACCUGAUCACAACCGUGGCCAUCAUUACAGGCAAAUUGACCCGCUUCUCUAUGGGUGACGACGGGCCGAAUCUGGACGAGGAGCUUGACUCCUUGCUCAGCUCGAGCCUGCUGGAAGAUGACCUUGUCGGAGACACCCCAUCCCUUGAUCAGUUCCGCAAGGCCUAUAUAUUGGCGUUUUACGAAUUUCAUGAUUUCCCCGGCCACCACUCCUGGUUGCGGAUCGGCAGGGUCAUCCGCAUGGCCUAUCGUAUCGGGCUGGAUCGUCUGGACCAUAUGCGCGCGUUGUACCUCGACUGGAGCAUGAUCAGCGAAGAGGAUAUCCAGGAAUGGCGUACACUUUGGUGGCGCCUUUACCGACUCGACGCCUACUCCAAUCUCGCCUCGGGAACGCCGUACUUGAUUGACGAUGCGAUCAUCAAUACCUCUUUCAGCCUCAGUCAUCAAGCAACCAAUACCUCGCAGGCGAUUCUCCUUCCACCCAACGGGAAUGGUCUCUCUGCACUCCUCCCGGCCAUCACAUCGGACCCUGAGACGUUGCUCGACAACAUCCACAAUAUAACGGCCGCAACCUUGCGCCAGGCGGGGGUGGUCCUUCGCAUGCGCAUGCUGAAAUGGCAAGCUGGAAUCCUGGCUCAAGUCUCCCUCGUCGAACGGCAGCUAACCACCCUACGUCUCGCCCUCCCCCCAGGCUGGCUCAACCCGCGACGCAGCGCAUUCUCAAACGAGGCGCCCAUCAACCACCACGCACGACUGAUCACUGUCUUCCACCUGCGCAAGGCGCAGCUCCUUCUCUCCCUCAUCAUGUGCGGGCAGCGCGAAGCAGACGACUGGCCGGCAAGCUGGCAGCGCGUUCUGGAAACGUGCCAGGAUAUCGCGGCGCUCGCGGCGCAUUGGGACAGCGCAUUCUGCCUCACGGUCGACCCGGCCAUCACGUUUACCAUUUUCACCACCCUCAUCUUCUUCGAUCUGCACCGCAAGUCCGGGGCCCUGCUGGAUGAUGCGGUCCGCGCCAGUAUCGAGCACGACAUUACGAUUCUCCAUCUGCUACUCAAACACUUUGCGAGAAUCUGGACGCAGGCGAGGCUACUGGCUUUGUCAUUUGAGAGCUUCAGCCAGUCCGUCUCCGGGCCACUGUCUUCCUACCAUAUCACUCUGAUCCUGUCGCGCUUCGAGGCGCCCCUUCACCCGCGCUGGCUGGAGUUUCUUGCAUCGGCUGGGCCAGCCCACGAGGCUUGUCAAUGA